AUGCACUGGCUAGCUGCCCUCGCCCCCUUCAUCGGCCUCGCUGCCGCUGCUUCCCAAGCCGGCGGCCGGGCCCCCAAGAAGGUCAAGAUUCACGGGAUCAGCCUCCUCGGAAGUGGCUGCCCAGCCGGCACCGCCAAUGUGCAGGUUGACGCCACCGGCUCUCUCUUCGAAGCCACGUUCUCGGAGUACACAGUCCAGACUGGCCCAGGCACCAGAGCUGUCGACUGGCGCAAGAACUGCAAGCUGACUUUGAACAUGGAGUUUGACGAUGGCUUCCAAUUCUCUAUCCUCGACACAGACAUGAUCGGCUUCGCCGAGAUCCCUGCUGGCGCCAACGGCCGGUGCACUAAUACAUUCUCUUUUACUGGCCAAGGCAGAGAGCACGUCGACUACUCCAUUGGGCUGCGCGGAAAGUACAGCGGUAAUUUCGAUCUUGAAUCUCACCCUGGCAUCCUGUCUUGGUCGCCAUGCGGCGGCAGUACAGCGAUUCUGAACAUGAACACUGCUUGCAACAUUAGCCCAACACAUCUGCCGGCGCUAAUUGCUGUCGACCAUAUUAGCGGCAAGCUGACAGUCAAGUUCACCGUCCAGUGGAGAAGUUGCUUCAAGCCAUGA
Messenger RNA from Hirsutella rhossiliensis, 615 nucleotides. RefSeq lists its product as uncharacterized. NCBI's taxonomy places the organism in Eukaryota, Fungi, Ascomycota, Sordariomycetes, Hypocreales, Ophiocordycipitaceae. Bases 1 to 615 code for a protein of 204 amino acids. The transcript has 3 exons. The record is from RefSeq and is a predicted model, not a curated record.